GCAGUUAACGCUAGAACAAAUAUGACUGUUAUUUAUUAAACUACCCACAUAUAAUUGCUAAGAAGGUCAAGUAAUAAUCUGAUGUUCAUUCAUCUAAUAUAAACAAAUAUCUUGUGAAGUGUAAACAAGCACUAGUUGAAGUGUGUUGUCGUAAGUGAAGCUCACAAAACUAAAUAAACGUUUCGUAUUUUAGCAGACGAAAAUAUUAAUUGUUAAAUUAUCACUUUUAUAUAUAGGUUGUUAUCUUAUGUAAAAGGUUAGUAAGAUAACAGACAAUGUAGUACAAUAUAUAUAGUUAAAAAUUGAAUCGAUAAAAUAAAUGUGUUUAAACAUUAAGUGAAAACACGAGUAUCAGCGCCGUAAGCUUUUGAUAUUCUAACUCAAAACCAGAAUGGCACAAAUGGAAACAGACUAUCUGCGCAGGCGCAAGAAAGAGAUUAUCCUACAAAAUGGCUUCACUAAGCAAAACGAUGAUAAAAAACCAAAACAAGAAUUUAUGCUUCGAGAAUCGCCUUUAACGGCACUCGUUGAAGGAUCUCUUCACAUAAGAGCUAUUUACCACAUAUUUGUAGUUAUACUACUAAUAUUAUUUUGCGACACCAUGAUAUAUGACUUCGUAGAACGUGGAAAGAUAAACAUCGGAGUAACGACUAUAGUUCAUGGAUUCGGUGACAUACGACGUGGCGCGAAAAUAUGGUUGUUCGAGCUUGCAGUCGCGCUUGCCUUCUAUCCGUUAUUAAGAAUAUACGCUGCUACUCAAAAGCUUUUUAAAAACUUUCCAGCUGCUCGCAAAAUAUCGUCCAUCCUGGGUAUACUGGGAGUAGGACUUUUAGAAAUACUAGUGAUCGCAGUACCUACUUGGGACCUAGCCAAAGAGCAUCUCGCAAUUGGUUCUUCGGUCGCCGUGACGUCCGAAAUGUUCAGGUUAGCGAUGAAAAUACAUGCCACAGCCGUGGCGUGUGCUCCCCGAUGCUUGGAUGAUGGAACACCGCUGCCAACCUUCAAACAUUACGUUUACUUCCUGUUUGCACCCACAUUAGUGUAUAGAGAUGAAUAUCCAAGAACAAAGAAAAUUAGAUGGAGUGUUGUAUUAUUUCAUUUUCUGGAAGUAGCGGCUAUUAUAUUUUACAACAGUUUUCUUUGGGAGAGAUUCAUUUUACCGUACUGGUCGGAUUACGGGAAAGAAGCGAGAGUAGAAGCCGGUACCUUUGUGCGCGGUAUGUUUGCAUGUGUGCUACCAGGCGUUAUUUCUUUUCUAUGUGGUUUUUACUGCCUUCUUCACGCUUGGCUUAAUGCUUUUGCCGAGAUGCUGAAAUUUGGCGACAGACUUUUUUACGAAGAAUGGUGGACGAGUUCACAAUUUUCUUGGUAUAUCCGCGCGUGGAACCGCGUUGUCUACUCAUGGUUACGUGAUCAUAUAUACCGACCACUCGCACCGCUGGCCGGCAGCAGCAUUUCCACAUUCGUCGUCUUUAUUGUAUCAUCUGUCGCACACGAGGUUAUACUGGCCCUUUCAUUUGGCUUCUUCUACCCUGUGGUCUUGAUGGAGUUUGGAGUGUGUGGGCUAAUUUUGUUGGCACUCACGGCUUCCAGUGGACGUCGCUUCCCAAGACUAAUGAAUCUUUGUAUUUGGCUAUGCCUCUUUCUUGGAAAUGGUAUUUUCUGGAGCCUUUAUCCAAUGGAAUAUUUUGCCCGCAAAAAUUGUCCGCCUUCAGAAACCGAUAGCUUUUUCAUACCAAAAUCUUGGUCUUGUCCAGAAAUAGUACUGAAACCAAAUUGGUCUUUUCAAAACCCUUUUAGUUUACUUAUUAAUUACAAUUAAUUAUUAAGACUAUUUACAAAAAAAAAUCAAAAGGGGUAAAACUAGCGAAAUAUUCUCAUUGAUUUAUUAGUUAAAUAUUUCCUGUAAAAGUAUGACAAUAAACUAUAUGAUGAGUAUGUAUUUGUCCAUAUAUUAGUUGUAUUAGAAAAAUUCAUAUGAUUACCUGCCUACAACUUCAUACUAGUCAGGGCCUGAUUUACCCACAGGCUAACUAGGCUGGAGCCUAAGGGGCAAUGUUCGAGGAGGCGCUGAGCUGGCCUUUGCAAACACGACUUAGGUACAGAAUAAAAUUUGGUAUAACAUUCACCAUAAAUAAUAAAGUGCCACAAGUA
Parnassius mnemosyne (clouded apollo) is the source of this 2154-nucleotide messenger RNA. Lineage: Eukaryota; Metazoa; Arthropoda; Insecta; Lepidoptera; Papilionidae. The record is from the annotation of a GenBank genome assembly.